Heterotrigona itama is the source of this 2035-nucleotide messenger RNA. The record is from the annotation of a GenBank genome assembly. Lineage: Eukaryota; Metazoa; Arthropoda; Insecta; Hymenoptera; Apidae.
AUGAAUGGUGAAAACAAGUGACAUCGUGUAAAUAUCGUAAAUCCAAAGAAAAAAAAAAAACGCGAGGAGAAACAUUGAAUCUUUCGUUUCUGGUUUGCUCCUCCAUUUGCGCAGUUGUGAAAGACGUGGGCACGAGGCGAUAACCAGUGGAACGAAGAGAAAGAAUGGAACGGAAAAGAAAGGUGUGUUUCAUUACGGAACCACCCAGCCAGACUCAUCAGUAGAACUUCUGCUGGCGACCUCUGAGUCUCGAGCUGCACGGGACGUUAGAGUGUGUAGGAAGAGAAAUUGGAGUGACUACUAGCGACAUAGUUGUUAGACAUCUGGCGGUGGCGGGCUGAACUGCUGCCACUCGCUCGGUCCACGCACGUUCAGGAGAUGUGACAAGCGUUUCGCAGUGCAACAUCAUCGAGGAAUUUGUUCACAAUUAAUGAGCAGGUUGUUUAUCAAUUUUUGUAAAUAAGUUUUCACUCCUUGUUCGAGAAACGUAGGGUUUUCAGUAAUUGUGUUGAAUUCAUUGUACCCUCCCGGAACAUAAUUCGUAUAACCUUCAUUAACAUUUCGGUACUGAUAGAAAUAGGUUUUGUACUCGUUUAUUAUAUACUUAACUACCGUGCUAUAUGAGUGAGAGAAAUUUCGAACUUUUAGCAGUAAAAGCAAAAGAAUAUCUUUGUUCGAAGAAAUUCGCGCGACAUUUUCACAUAUUGCGAAAAAUUAUUGUUGGUUUGUUGAAAUUUACCCAGUCUUUUCCUAACGUGACAAAUUGUGCAGUCAAAUCAGAAUUCUCUUGUUAGAUAAUCUAACAGACUAUUGCAUGCCAUAUGUGAAUUGAAGAUGUAACUUGAAAAUUUGUCACAUGUAACAUUAACAAAAAGUAAAUAUUGUCACAGCUAUGAAUCAAUAAUAAGGAAUGUAUUUUGUGUUUACAGAAUUAACAACUGCUGUUAUGUCUGCAAAUACUCAAUUUGCAAAUCCCCCGCCGGCCAUAAGUUUACCUAAUAUGUCUGUGCCACCUCCUACUACUCCAAAUUUGUCAGCUCCACCACCCAACUUAACUACCAUAAACACGUCUGGAAGUUACCAACAUCGAUACACUAACCACAGAGAUGGAGCAAGGGGUUUCUUUAAACCAUUCAGACCUUAUCAUGCACCCAAAAUUGUUGCUGCUGGUCAAGAUACACUACAAGAUGAAUUUGAUGGGAAAAGACUUAGAAAAUCUGUUAUGCGCAAAACUGUGGACUACAAUUCUGCUAUUAUAAAGAGUUUGGAGAAUCGAGUAUGGCAGAGGGAUUAUAGAGAUAGACGUGCCCUUCAACCAGAUGUGAUGUAUUAUCCUGAUCUACUUCCACCACCCAGUUAUGUUGAUAAUCCUAUAAAUGCAGUUACUACAAGAUUUGUAAAGACUGCAACAAAUAAAAUGCGUUGUCCUAUAUUUUGUAUGGCUUGGACACCAGAGGGAAGGCGUCUUGUUACUGGUGCAUCCAGUGGAGAAUUCACCUUAUGGAAUGGUCUUACUUUUAAUUUUGAAACUAUUCUACAGGCACAUGAUAGUCCAGUGAGAACAAUGGUAUGGUCACACAAUGAGAGUUGGAUGGUCACGGGAGAUCAUGCAGGCUAUGUGAAGUAUUGGCAGAGCAAUAUGAACAACGUCAAGAUGUUUCAGGCGCACAAAGAAGCGAUUAGAGGACUCAGGUAUACCAUCCACCACACUAGUCCUUACGUCUCUUGCGCCACUGUUAUCGAUGAUCCGUCCAUCCUUGCUGUAGUUAAGAUAUUGGACAUGACUCUCAUUCUCUUCCUUUUCUGGAUUUACAACACUUUUAUUUUCAAAACAUUAAUUCUUGUAUGGGUACACAGUAAGUCUUGGAAAAAAAAAAACAAAACAUAUAGGAAAAAAGAAAUUAGGUCCUUAUGGCUCAUAGUUUAUGGAAUUUAUAUGGUCAGAUCAUUGGGCAAGAUGUGUAUAUUUAGAAUGAAGAAUAAACAAACAAGAAAUAUACAGCAAUACCUAGUCGAGAUUCCCAUGGAAUUAUAA